This is a messenger RNA of Salmo salar (Atlantic salmon), 3009 nucleotides long. NCBI's taxonomy places the organism in Eukaryota, Metazoa, Chordata, Actinopteri, Salmoniformes, Salmonidae. The record is from RefSeq and is a predicted model, not a curated record.
CCUUGUUGCUGCACCUUACCCCUUGUAGAAGGCAGCCCUCCACCCAUCACAGUUUUUCUGUGCAAACUAGCGAACACCGCAUGCAUUAUUCGUGCAAAUUACUUUUUUUUGUUGUAAAGUUGUACCUCUAGAAACCUUUCACUGAAAUAUUGCAAAUUUGAGAAAAGUGCCAAUAAAUUCACUUCGCAGGAGCAAGCAAGAACACAAAACAGGGCAACGCCAAGGACAGCAACAUCUCCUCCAAGGCCCACUACCCCACCUCCUUCCCUGCCACAGCCUACACCACCAUGCCUGGCCAGUUCAGAACCUCCAGUGACCCUCCUGUGUCCAGCCUCCUCUCUUUCCCCUCCUCCUGGAGCCCUGGCCACCUGCACCCCCUACGUUUCCGAGUCCGAACUGAAUCCAUGGACUGGCGGCGCCUCUCUGCCCUGGAUGUGGAUCACGUGGCCAGGGAGAUGGAUGUGGUCGUAUUGCAGGAGUACAUAUCUGCUGUCACCUUCUGUGAUGUCACAGGUGAGAGGUGUCCCCACUGCCGUAGUCCUGCUGACCCGGCCCUUGUCAAACUCCUACGUAUGUCCCAGCUCAGCACAGAGUACCUGCUGCACUGUCAGGACUACCUGAGCUCCCAGGUGUCUGGGCUGGAGGACCGUCUACAGGGGGCCCUCUCUAAGGCAGACAGAGAGGGAGAGGAGAGGGCCAGGCUGGACUCUGAGCUACAGGCCACUAAACAAGAGAGCAAACUCAGGAAGAAAAUGCUAGCCACACAGCAGCUUCUACUACAGGCUAGCUUCAACAACUACCACAAGUGCCAAUGCUGUGAGAAGUCCUUCAUCAACUAUUCCUACUUACAAGCCCACCUACAGCGCAGGCAUCCAGAGCUGACAGACACAGAGCGACAGAAGAAGAGGCAGGUGGAACAGAUGGAGGAUGGGAUAGAGGAGCUGAGAGAGAGGCUGAAACUGGCCCAGACUAGACUGGACAUCGAGAGGGAAGCAGAGGCCCUUAGAAAACAGCAGGAGCUGGAAGAUCAGCGAAGGAAAGACACCUCGGAGCGAGAGAAGGUGGAGAGCUGGAAGGAGGAGGAGAGGAAGAAGUUUAAAGAGGAAAUGAGGGACCUGAAGCAGCUGUUUCUGCAGGAGUUCAGAGAUAUGGCCAGCAGGAGCUCCUCCAUCGAGGCUAAACUGCAGGAGCUCCAGACCAGAGAAGAAGUGACUGUUUCUAACCUGGGCUCCUAUCAAGAGGAGGAUGAGCUGCAACAGAGAGAGGAGGCAGAGAAGAGGAUGAUGAAGAAGAAGAUGUCUGAGCAGAAGCGUGAGUGGAACAGACGGUUUAAGGAGGUCCAGAACAGGCACAUGUUGGAAAGAGAUGAGCUGCAGAGUGAGAAUGAUAGGCUGCAGCUGGCCCUGUCUGUAGAACACAGGUCAGACCGACAAAGACUAGAACAACAGGUCACCUCCCUGUCUGCCAGGGUUCAACAGAAAGACCGGCUCAUCAGGUCUCAGGAGGAUAAGAUCAACAAGAUGUCUAGAAGACCAGUGGCAGAUACUCCCAUCAAACAAGCAGUCCAACACUCCACGGAGGAGGAAGAAGAGGAGGAGGAGGAGGAAGAAGAGGAAGAAGAGGAAGAAAAUCUGGAGGACUCUGGUGAGACCAGGAGGAGACUGUUGGAGUCCCUCCGGGGGAACCCCGCCUUGGUGAAGGAGUUCAGACCCAUACUAGAAGAAACCCUGGAGGAGAGGCUAGAGAAGAUGGGCCUCAGAAAGGGAACCAAGGGUAUAUCCAAAAAGUCCUUUAAGAGCCUGAGAGCGUUGUUAUCUGGUCAGCGACAUCAGAUGUCCAGACAGAAAGCAGACCUUCUGGAGCUCAGAGAGAGCCUGGCCAGAGAGCUGACGCGCAGGGUGCACGCCCUGCAGAGGAGCCAGGGGACCACCGUACCUACUUUACCCAGACAGGUUACCAUACCCAGUACCACCCCUCAGUCCCACAAGAAGAGGAGUCCUAGCCGGGAGAAGAGUCCAGAAAGCAGACAGACACCAGUGAAGGUGAAGGCCUCUCAGAGGAGAGAGAAGGCGCCACAAUCUCAACAGACACCAAGCACUCGUAGAAAAAAGAACAGCACCCCUCCCUUCAGUUCUGAGGAUGAGGCAUCAGGAGAAGACAUUCCCUCUGUCACCAGCCCUGGCAGUAGGUCUGGCCCCUCUGUCACCAGCCCUGGCAGUAGGUCUGGCCCCUCUGUGAGGGUGGUGCAGUCUGGAUCCAGCCCAAGGCAGAAGUACUCAAUGUCUGAUUCUACCCAGGGAGAGGACUGGUCUGGGACAGACACAGAGCUCUCAGAAGGGCCUACAAGUCUAACAACCCACCGUGGAGUUAAAACCCUGACCAGAAGCUUGGAGAGACAAUUGAGCUCUCCAAUGAACAAGCCAGUAGGAGGAACCAGAUUGGUGGUGCCACCAGCAGCAACCAAGGUCUUACCCAAACCCAGGACAGCGUUAAAAACCCUACAGUUAUCGGAUGAGGAGAGCGACCUAGAAUUGUCUUCCAUCGAGGAGCUCCUGUCCCUGCCGAUAAUUUGGCAGUACGUCCAACUGGCCUCACAACCGCAGACCACGUGUAACCACGCCAGCCCAGGUCCUCCACAUCAGGCUUCUUCACCUACAGGAUUGUCUGAGACCAGCCACCCUGAUAGAUAUCUGUCAGUAAUAAAGACCUUUUGUGGGGGAAAAACUCAUUCUGAUUGGGUGGGCCUAUGCCCUACCAGGCCCAACCAUGGCUGCUCCCUUGCCCAGUCAUUUGAAAUCCAUAGAUUAGGGCCUAAUGAUUUUUUUCAAUUUACUGAUUUCCUUAUAUGAACUGUAACUCAGUAACAGUUGAAAAUGGUGCAUGUUGCGUUUUAUAUUUUUAUUCCGUGUGUAUAUAUAGGGACUUUCUUGGUAGGACUCGAACUAUGUUGGUACUUUGAAUGUGGUAAUGACUUGUUUUUUUUUAUAAUCAGGAGAUAUAGUGCCUUCA